CAACACAAACUGUUUGUCAAUACUGGCAAUUCAGAUGUGCCAAUGGGUACCAAUGUGUGAAUCGAUAUUAUAAAUGUGAUGGAUGGAUUCAUUGCUCUGAUGGCAGUGAUGAAUGGUAUUGGAACUGUGGUAUGUAUUCAUACUAACAUCUGAAAAAAAUAUCCCUGAAUAUUCCCUCACAAAUUCUAAAUUAACAACUUUCUCCAGAUGGCAUUUAAUGUACCUGUAUGCUUAAUGAGGAUUUUGGCCCUAAAUUAACAACUUUCUCCAGAUGGCAUUUAAUGUACCUGUAUGCUUAAUAAGGAUUUUGGCCAUCCAUAUCUCAGUAACCACGGAUUGAAUUCAUAUAUAUUCGAUUGAACAGGGCCUGCGACCCCUGUCAAUUCAAAUGAUAGCUAGCAUAAACCAUGAGAACAUGUAACGUAUUAUUUUAUGAUUUUUUUAGGAUAUUCUUCUAUUAGUUCUAUAAAACCUUCUUCUACUGCCAAUGUACAAGGUGAAUAA
Messenger RNA from Paramuricea clavata, 504 nucleotides. The record is from the annotation of a GenBank genome assembly. NCBI's taxonomy places the organism in Eukaryota, Metazoa, Cnidaria, Anthozoa, Malacalcyonacea, Plexauridae.